Messenger RNA from Corylus avellana, 763 nucleotides. Its product is annotated as acyl carrier protein 1, chloroplastic. Gene Ontology annotation, molecular function: phosphopantetheine binding; acyl carrier activity. Lineage: Eukaryota; Viridiplantae; Streptophyta; Magnoliopsida; Fagales; Betulaceae. Gene Ontology annotation, biological process: fatty acid biosynthetic process. The record is from RefSeq and is a predicted model, not a curated record.
AUCUAUAAAACGUUAUCAGCUCUCCUUCUACACGCACACACAACACAGUCUUCGUGCUCUCCGUCUUUCUCGUGCUCUCCGUCUUUCUCAGCUCACUUCUUUCUCUCUCUCUCAAAUCUCAGAUCUCUCCCUCUCCCUCUGUCUCGAUGGCCUCCGUGACAGGAACUUCGAUUUCCAUGGCCUCGUUCAAGGCCAGCCUGGCACCUAGCAGCAGGGUCUCUACUCUGAGAUCAGUUUCCCUUCCUAUUAAUGGGAAAAGCUUCACACCGCUUAGGUUGCGGCCAGCACGCUUUCGCGUUUCUUGUUCGGCCAAACCAGAGACAGUGCACAAGGUGUGUGAAAUCGUGAAGAAGCAGCUUGCUCUUCCUGACGAUUCUGCAGUCUCUGGAGAGUCAAAGUUUGCUGCCCUUGGAGCUGAUUCUCUCGACACGGUUGAGAUUGUGAUGGGACUUGAGGAGGAGUUCGGGAUUAGCGUGGAAGAAGAAAGUGCCCAGAGCAUUGCCACUGUUCAAGAUGCUGCGGAUCUGAUUGAGAAGCUCGUUGAGAAGAAGGGGUCUGCUUAAAACAGUUUGAGAGAAUGUCAGACGUAUUUCAAUGUUAGGUCUUUUUCUAGAGUUUUAUAUUUCACGCAGAUCUUUCUACUUUCGGUUUGCCUGUUGUUCAAGGAGCUUGUGAGUUGUGGCCUUCCCAAUGAACUCGUCUGGGGAUUCUUUGUUCCCCACUUUUUUAUUUAUCUAGAACUUGUAUGCCUCCAUUUUAUUUC